Molecule: messenger RNA, 3688 nt
Organism: Podarcis raffonei (Aeolian wall lizard)
Lineage: Eukaryota; Metazoa; Chordata; Lepidosauria; Squamata; Lacertidae
Gene: CSRNP3
Product: cysteine and serine rich nuclear protein 3
Exons: 7
Coding region: 153-2096 (647 amino acids)
Biological process (GO): regulation of transcription by RNA polymerase II
Cellular component (GO): nucleus
Molecular function (GO): sequence-specific DNA binding; DNA-binding transcription factor activity, RNA polymerase II-specific
Source: RefSeq, a predicted model, not a curated record
AGAGCAUUCCAGAGGAUGCCAGGAUGUCUUGUCUCUGAUUGGCUGACCACCGCUCAAUGGCUGGUGGAAGAAGGAGUGAACCUUUCAGUCUGCCUUGACGGAGCUGAAAUAACAGAAUCCCGAUCACAGGUACAUGUGACAAUGCUGAAGCUAUGAGUGGAAUUUUAAUGAGGAACUUUGAAGAAGUUGACGGCUCCGCAAUCUUUUCUGUGUGGGAAUCGGAUGAUGAAGUUUCUAGCGGCAAAAGCGCUGACGAUGCUGAUAGUGUCAAUCUGUCCACUUCAAAUCAUUUUAUUCGUACAUGUGACAGUGCUGCAGCUAUGAGUGGAAUUUUAAAGAGGAAGUUUGAAGAAGUUGAUGGCUCUUCGCCCUGCUCUUCGGUGCGGGAAUCGGAUGACGACGUUUCUAGCAGUGAAAGCGCUGACAGUGGUGAUAGUGUCAACCCAUCCACUUCAAAUCAUUUCACCCCAUCAUCGAUUCUGAAAAGAGAGAAGCGGAAGAGGACGAAGAAUGUUCAUUUUAACUGUGUUACCGUGUACUACUUCACAAGGAGGCAAGGCUUCACGAGCGUCCCCAGCCAGGGAGGAAGCACCCUGGGCAUGUCCACACGUCACAACAGUGUGCGCCAGUACACACUGGGGGAAUUUGCGAUGGAGCAAGAGAGGCUUCACCGAGAGAUGUUGAGAGAGCAUCUCAGGGAGGAGAAACUGAAUUCUUUAAAGCUCAAGAUGACUAAGAACGGCACCGUGGAGUCCGAGGAAGCAAACACUUUGACACUGGACGACAUUUCCGACGAUGAUAUAGAUCUAGAUAACACAGAAGUAGACGAGUACUUCUUUCUACAGCCUCUGCCAACAAAAAAGCGAAGGGCACUCCUGAGAGCCUCCGGGGUCAAGAAGAUUGACGUAGAAGAAAAACACGAGCUGCGAGCCAUUCGCCUGUCAAGGGAGGACUGCGGCUGUGACUGUCGAGUCUUUUGUGACCCAGAAACGUGUACCUGCAGCCUUGCAGGCAUAAAAUGCCAGGUGGAUCGUAUGUCUUUCCCAUGUGGUUGCACUAAAGAAGGAUGUAGCAAUACGGCAGGUAGAAUUGAAUUUAACCCCAUCCGCGUUCGGACUCACUUUUUGCACACUAUAAUGAAACUUGAAUUGGAGAAGAGCAGAGAGCAGCAAGUCUCUGCGCUGAACGGUUGCCACAGCGAGAUAAGCGCUCACAGCAGCUCUAUGGGCCCCGCAGCCCACCCGCUAGAAUAUUCCGUCCCGGAUAACUUUGAGAUUGAUGCAGAAUCUCGGGCCGGCGUGAUGCACUUGCAGUCGGCCGAUGACUUGGACUGCCCAGGAGAGGAGGAGGAGGAAGAGGAGGAGGAAGACGCUAGCAGCUUUUGUAGUGGGGUUACAGAUUCCAGCACCCAGAGUUUAGCACCCAGUGAAACAGAUGAAGAUGAGGAAGAGGAAGAAGAUGACGAUGAGGAUGACGACGAGGAAAAGGUGGAUGACUUUGUGGAAGGCUUGGGUGCUCAUGGCGACAUGGUGCAAGCUCUUCCUUCGGUCCUCUGCUACUCCGACAGCACCGCCAUGCACGAGAGUCACUCCAAGGCUUCCUCCUACUAUGGCAACUCCUCAGCGCUUUAUUACCAAAUAGAGAACCACAGCCCUGGCACUCCUAGCCAGAUGCGUGAGGCUUACUCUGAAAGGGAUACAGUUAAGAAUGGUAAUCUUUCUCUGGUGCCUUAUAAUCCAGCUUCAGAACAGUUUGUGGACUACACACGGCAAUCAGAGGAAAGUUAUAGCGGCUCGCUUUAUCCUCCUUCAAACCCGUCCGUCAUAGUUUGCUGCUCGUCUUCGGAGAGCGACGGCACUGUUCCGUGUAGUAGCCUAUACGCUGAGCAUAGGCCAAGACACUCCCAAGUGGACUUUCCCUCAUACUUGAAAAGUCCUUCUCAAGAUGGAUUUGUUUCUGCUUUGAAUGGCGGCACUCACCUCCCAGAGCAUCCCGCUGAGAAUUCGCUCAGCCUCUCAGAAAAGAGCAGACUGCAUGAAGAGUGUAUCAAAUCGCCUGUCAUGGAAACGGAAAAUAGAACCAUGUUUAAAACAUGACUACAAGGAUGUGGGAUAAUAUGGAACACAACACACAAGUUUGCAACUAACUUAAACUGAAUUAAUCUUGUUCGACACAAGUAGAUGAAUCCUAGUGGGAAUGGGAGAUGCACAAAUCCUAUGGCACAGUCAAGUGCUUUCUGUUCAUAUAGAUGCAUAUCCUGAUCAAAAUAGAUAAUGCAACUCUCGAAGAUUAUGUUUAUACAUAUCCCUAUUUGCUAGAGAAUGUAAUACCAAGGAGGAGGAAGUAAGGUGCCAAAUAUUACAUUAGCAAGCAGGAGGGCUUCCCUGCAAGACCGAAAGCUUAGUUUCAUUGUAAGGAAUAUACGUAGUUUCAAAAUAGAUAUGCUGCAGUUCUUAGGAUCACCUGCCAACACCUGAGCAACACUGUGUCCCCUGCUGCUAGUGUAAAGGACUAGCAUGCCUCAACCUGUUAAGUCUUUUAGAAAUAAGCAUAGGCUCCAGCCCCAACUCUUGUAAGUUGCUAUGGAAGACAAUACCAUCAGUAAUAACUGAAAAAGGAGGGAGGGGAUAUGGAAAGGGGAACAGAACCAAUGUGGUCUACUUACCCACCUGCAAAGGACCAUGCCUCAUCUAUGGCAGUGCAAGCUAUUCCUUGAGCUGUCUGUUAAGAAAACCGUAGGGUUGGAGUGGCAGUCCAUCAAAAUUCCAUUUAGGAAAUUUUAUUUGCGAUGCAUGGUGAAAAUAGCCUUUCCUCACUGCCCCCCAAAACCUUAACUAUGUAGAUUUAAUGGGGUGUUUUCACUUUUUUCCUCUGAGGGUAGGUACCUAGGUGACCUGAAACUCAUUUGUUUACAGCCAAAAGAAAUAUUAAUAUAGGAGCAUGAAUUUAAAGCUUUUACUAUUUCAUACCUAUUGAUUCAGAUGACUACCAUAUUCACCUCAUCCAUGCAAAGUAAUUCAUUCAUUCAGUAAUUCUUCAUUCAGUGGACUAAGUUACAGGUGUUUCGUUUGGAAAAAGACUUGGGGUGGAGUUGGUAAAAAUAACACAUGCAAAGUAUCUUAGGUACUAGAAAUUUGAUAAGACAUAAAUAGUAAAGAAAAAUCCCUUCCUCUCCCAACAGCCUGGAACUCACCAUAAUGAAACUGAACUGCUCUUGCUUUCUUUCAUUUACCUACUUUGCUAUUAAGGUUUUCAAAAAGGAAAGCAUUGUGUGGACAGGUGUGACCCAGCACUUUAUUAGAGUGAUGCAGCUUAUUCUGAUUCACACUGUGUAUACCUUAUGUAAGAAAACUCACCCAAUGAGGAAUCUCUUUGUUUUGGACAAUUAUUAGCUCUGUAUGACUUACCCUAUCUACUGCCCCUUCUUUUUUCUUUCUCAAUUGCCACUGAUAUAUGGAAAGAAAAACGCAAAGUUCAUCUGUUACUCUGAUCUGGAAUGUUUUCAAGAAUUAAAGUAAAUAGUGUAUACAGCUGUGGGUCCAAUGGUAUUUCCAAUUCAGGAAAAACAAAAAAUCAGAACUCGUGCUUUAAGAUGUAGAAGUAGAUUCUCAUAGCUGCUUGAAAAUUGUAAAUAACCGUAAUGCUGCUUUAACUUAACACAUUUGAGGGUAGAUACACAUGAGGGUGG